CUGCCCAUCUGACUUUCCCACACUAUAAUGACACAGUAUAAAACCAUAGCUAGACUCUUUUGUUGUCUCCUCCCCACUCCUGUCUUUCAGCUGUUCUUCAUUCUCAACUCGCCUCCUUUACUCCUUGCAGCUAAAAUGGACACAGCUGGUAAGGUCAUCAAGUGCAAGGCAGCAGUGGCCUGGAAGCCCAACAAGCCUUUGGUGAUUGAGGAGAUUGAGGUAGCUCCGCCCCAGGCCAACGAGAUCCGCAUGAAGAUUGUGGCAACUGCUGUGUGUCAUACAGACCUGUACCACCUUUUGGAGAAUAUGCAUGAGGAAGGCUUCCCAGUAGUCCUUGGCCAUGAAGCAGCUGGCAUUGUAGAAAGCGUUGGACCUGGAGUCACUGAAUUUCAGGCAGGAGAUAAGGUCAUCCCUCUGUUCAUCGCCCAGUGUGGAGAAUGUCGCUUCUGUAAGAGUCCAAAGACCAACCAGUGCGAUGUGUGGACCAAAGCUCGUGUAGAUGUGAUGUCACCAUCAGACUCCAGGUUUACCUGUAAGGGGAAGAAGGUGCUGCAGUUUUCAGGAACCAGUACCUUCUCCGAGUACACUGUGGUUAACCAGAUGGCUGUGGCUAAGAUCGACCCCACCGCCCCUCUGGACAAAGUCUGUCUCAUUGGCUGUGGGAUCUGCACAGGAUAUGGAGCAGCAGUUAAUACUGCUAAGGUGGAACCGGGCUCCACAUGUGCUGUGUUCGGCCUGGGAGCUGUGGGUUUGGCUGCAGUCAUGGGCUGCAAAGCUGCAGGAGCCAAGAGAAUCAUCGCUGUUGACAUCAAUCCAGAGAAGGCUGAGAAGGCAAAAGUGUUUGGCGCGACUGACUUCGUGAACCCCAAGGAUCACAGUAAACCCAUCAGUGAAGUGCUGUCUGAGAUGACUGACGGAGGAGUGGACUACUCCCUGGAAUGUUCCGGGAAUGUGGGAGUUAUGCGCAGUGCCUUGGAGUCUUGUGUGAAAGGCUGGGGUGUGAGCGUGAUCGUUGGCUGGACAAACUUGAAUGACGUCGCUACCCGACCCCUUCAGCUCAUUUCUGGGCGCACAUGGAAGGGCUCCCUGUUUGGAGGCUUUAAGGGUCGGGAUGCAGUGCCUCAGAUGGUUAAAGCCUACCUGGACAAGAAGUUGAAGGUGGAUGAAUUCAUCACUCACAACAUGACUUUGGACCAGAUCAAUGAUGCCAUUGAACUGAUGAAGCAAGGGAAAUGCAUCCGGACUGUGCUGAAUGUGUCUCUACAAUAAGAUUAUUGUGUUGCUUUCAAUUACGCAAAAUAAUUAUUUAAUCAUUCACUAUACUAAACAAAAUCUCAGCAAAGUACUCAUACAUAAUACUAUGUAACAUUAUAAAAGGACCUUUUGUUAUUAUGAUAAUUAUAUGCACUAUACAUGCCUGACUUUGAACACUAGAAACUAGUGAGUGGAUGACAAGCAGAUUGUAAGAAUCCACUGUAGUGUUUGUUUAAGGAAAAGCUCAACAUUACAGGUGUUCAUAAAGCAAAAUAUACACUCUUGAUUAUAUAUGGGUUUUAUGUUGUCCUUGGAUUGCAUUUAGGUCUCAAAACUAUCGUGAUAAAAUUCUUUGAUGCAUUGCAUUAAGUUUGAUGUUGGGACCUUGUAGUUAAAAGUAUUAAAAUGGUUAUAAGAAAUAUUUAAUUAUUCAUCCACUUUCUUGCAGUAUUAAUCAGACAGCAAGCAGAAUUCCAAAGGUAUUUAUUUACACUAAAGCAAAAGUAACAAUGAAACGCACAAACCUACAAUCUAAAUAAGUCAAACUAAAGACUAGGACAUAAAUUGUGUGUGUGGGAAUGAGUGCAAACAAACAUGGACAAAAUGAAUGACAGGAGAGAUAAGACGGCCGAAUUAAAGAUGGCCACUUAAGUAGAGGGAGGUUGUGUAAAGGUGCAGGGUUAGUAAAAGGAUGUUAAGCUGCAUGCAAGACUCUGUGUAGAGCUAUAGCUAUGUAGCAAAUUAUUUUUGGCAAUGGCAACUACCCAAUAACCUGACUACAAAGUGAUUACAACUAUAAAACUCACAGAAAAACAUCAACUAAAUUCAUGUUACGCAUACACUGACAAAAGUUUACAGUCAUGCUGAACUUGUACUGUUGGGCUAAUGCUAUGCCCAGUCUAUGAAUGAAGGGAAGAGUUGUUUUGUUGGUCAGCUUGUUAGCCAGUGGUCUUCCAUUGUGGAUGAGCCUAGCUUAGACGAGUUGUAGUCCCAGUGCAGUCUUUGCUGUGCUGUAUUCCCAUGGUGCAGGCCAGAGAAAUCUGGCCACUGUGUGUGUCUUUGCACAGUUUGCAUUUUGCUGCCAACUUGGCUUUGUUCUCCUUUGUUUGGAAAGUGAGCUUGUAAACUUUGCAUCUGCUGAAGGUGCUAACAUGGCUGCCUUCUUCAUUCGAGUUCAGUUUGGCUGCUUGAGCAGGCCAACUUCAGAGAGCUAUUAGACUCCUUUAAAGUGAGCCAGAAUAUGCAGAACUGACCAUGCCUGAUUGCCACACAAUGUAUGCCAGUUAAAUUUGUGUUUGACUUCAUCCUGACUUGCUCUGGCAUCAUGCACAAGUGGACAAUGAUAAUCACAGAUUAUUAUUAUCAUUAUCAUAAUCUCACAGAUAAUUUGUCUUGUGUUCUCCU
Messenger RNA from Plectropomus leopardus (leopard coralgrouper), 2658 nucleotides. Its product is annotated as alcohol dehydrogenase 1-like. Lineage: Eukaryota; Metazoa; Chordata; Actinopteri; Perciformes; Serranidae. The record is from RefSeq and is a predicted model, not a curated record. Gene Ontology annotation, cellular component: cytosol. Gene Ontology annotation, biological process: formaldehyde catabolic process. Gene Ontology annotation, molecular function: S-(hydroxymethyl)glutathione dehydrogenase [NAD(P)+] activity; alcohol dehydrogenase (NAD+) activity; zinc ion binding.